Caenorhabditis elegans is the source of this 377-nucleotide messenger RNA. RefSeq names its product HIG1 domain-containing protein (gene Y54G9A.9). NCBI's taxonomy places the organism in Eukaryota, Metazoa, Nematoda, Chromadorea, Rhabditida, Rhabditidae. The transcript has 2 exons. The coding region runs from base 1 to 282 and encodes 93 amino acids. The record is from RefSeq and is marked reviewed.
AUGCCAAAAGGAGACUAUCCAUCGCUGGCCGAGUACGCGGAGGCUCAAAAGAAAAUGGGCAGCUGCUUGCCGGAAUUUCGAGCCACAAUGAUUAGAUCUGUGCAAAUUGGCGCUGGUUUUGGCGUUCCUUUUGGGUUUUAUGUCGCGUGGCGACAACACGGCCGACACCUCAAGCCAUUCCUGGGAAAAUCAUUUGCCACGUGGCUGACGUCAACACUGACAUUCACUUGUCUUGGACUGAUGGGCGGCACGUACAGUUGUCUGCGCGUCAAAUUUGAAUAAAUAUCUGAAUAUUUAUCUAGUUUUUGUUGUUGUAGAAAUUUUCAAAUUUUUUCAAAUUGUGUUGUAGUAAUAAAUAAAACAAACUGAAGCUUUUC